CCUCCACCGCAACAACGAAACGUCCAUCGCCCACUCCUCGUUCACAUUCACCAUGCGCGUCCAAGGAUGGGACCCGGUAUUGAUUGUGUCGCAGAUCAUCUGCCUCCAGUCAAUCCACUACCUCACCCUCUCGCUCCUCCUCCCGCCGCUGCUCUCGGGCCUGACGGCGCCCGCGCUCCUCUCGUACUCCGGCGGCCCGCGCACCGUCGCGCACAUCAUGGACUGGCGCGAGAUGGCUGCGCGGCCCGCCGUGCGUACCGGCGGCGUGUGGGAGCGCGUGCGCGGUGCAUGGACGGGCGGGAAGAAGGUCGCGCAGCACGCUAGCGAGGGUGAGGGGGGCGUCGCGUGGGAUUAUGGCGUGGAUGGGCGCCGCGGGUGGAUUAUUGGCGCGGCGUGGAUCGUCGCGAGCGGUGUUGACAUCGCACCCCUCUACUUCCUCAUCCGGCGCCCGACGUACAUCCUCGACUUCGCACUCACCCUCACCUUCAACCACAUUCUCUUCACAACAUACUACGCAAAGGCCUUCCCCACCAGCCUCUUCUUCUGGGUUGUGCAGGCCCUCGGCGCCAUCCUCAUGAUCGUGUUUGGCGAGCAGCUGUGCGUCAAGCGUGAAAUGUCCUCCGAGCUCGACAUCGCAUGGAACCCCGGCGCUGAAGAGAUCGAGCUGGGCGACCGCCCGUAGAGCCAGUAGAUACCAUGCAUGCCAGUAGUCUGACC
Messenger RNA from Cutaneotrichosporon oleaginosum, 717 nucleotides. RefSeq lists its product as uncharacterized. Gene Ontology annotation, cellular component: Golgi membrane; trans-Golgi network. Gene Ontology annotation, biological process: Golgi to endosome transport; protein localization to Golgi apparatus; Golgi to plasma membrane protein transport. The record is from RefSeq and is a predicted model, not a curated record. Lineage: Eukaryota; Fungi; Basidiomycota; Tremellomycetes; Trichosporonales; Trichosporonaceae.